This is a messenger RNA of Rhineura floridana, 1090 nucleotides long. RefSeq names its product trans-golgi network vesicle protein 23 homolog A (gene TVP23A). The record is from RefSeq and is a predicted model, not a curated record. Gene Ontology annotation, cellular component: Golgi membrane. The transcript is spliced from 8 exons. Lineage: Eukaryota; Metazoa; Chordata; Lepidosauria; Squamata; Rhineuridae. Gene Ontology annotation, biological process: vesicle-mediated transport; protein secretion. The coding region runs from base 103 to 747 and encodes 214 amino acids.
UCGUUCUCCUGUCUCCAUGGCAACCACCCAGGCGGAGGAAGGUGGAUUGAACACAGCAUCACAUCCGCAGAGCCAUAGAGAAGAGGAAGAGGCCUGGCUGCGAUGAUGAAGCAGACUUUAGCAGAUGACACUGAAGAUGUGUCUCUUGACUUUGGAAAUGAAGAGGAGUUGUCACUAAGGAAAUCAAAAAUCAGGCACCCACUGGCAACCUUCUUCCAUCUCUUCUUCCGAGUCAGCGCCAUCCUGACCUACCUGUUUUGUGACUGGUUCAGCAAAAGCUUCAUUGCCUGUUUUGUCCUCAUUCUCCUCCUCCUGUCCUUCGACUUCUGGUCUGUGAAGAAUGUCACUGGAAGGCUGCUGGUCGGCUUGCGAUGGUGGAACCAGAUUGACGAGGAUGGGAAAAGCCACUGGGUAUACGAAGCGAAAAAGGUGCCUUCAGCUGUAGCUGCUCCCACUGAGGUAGAAGCUCGGAUAUUCUGGCUGGGUCUGAUUAUUUGCCCCGUCAUUUGGACCCUUUUCUUUUUCAGCACCUUGUUUUCCUUGAAACUGAAAUGGCUGGCCCUCGUAAUAGCUGGCAUCUGCCUCCAAGCUGCCAACCUCUACGGCUACGUCCACUGUAAAUUAGGAGGGUCACAGACCGUCCACAGAGUCACCUCCAGGUUCCCAAAGCAGCAGAUGUUCCAGAGGGAGAUGCCAGAAGGAUUUCAGAAGAAAGUCCUGAAGGGGAUGGGGACACGAAACCACUGAGCAGCAAGACAAAAGAAAAAAAUAUAUUACUGAUCCUUUCCAGAGAAAGGCCUGCAAUCAAGGGAAUCUGCAGUCUAAAUAUGGAUCAUCAUCAACAACUCUGUACAACGAUGAAUGAAAACAAAAUUAAGGAGAGUACAUCAAAAAAAGUGAAUGCAAGAAACACUCCUGAAAUAGAAAGAGCAAAGUACAUGUUUUCAAAUAAAAGAACCUCCUACAUGUUUAAUGGCAUUUUCUGAUUAACCUAAUAGCCAUUAAGGAUAAUCUAGCAAUUAGAAGCUGACUUCCUCCACGUGUCAAGACAGCAUCUCUCCUGAAAAACUCAGGCAUGGUGUCCAAAGGG